Messenger RNA from Dicentrarchus labrax (European seabass), 2825 nucleotides. It is a transcript of the gene mfap3l, whose product is annotated as microfibril associated protein 3 like. Bases 255 to 1580 code for a protein of 441 amino acids. The record is from RefSeq and is a predicted model, not a curated record. NCBI's taxonomy places the organism in Eukaryota, Metazoa, Chordata, Actinopteri, Moronidae. The transcript is spliced from 3 exons.
AGUCCAUCCUGAAGUAACACACAAACUGGCUGUUGGUGACAUAGCGGACGGUAGGAGGAGGAUGGAGAUGCCGGAGAAAUAGCUGACGGAAAAAAAAGGAAAAAAAAAAAGAAACACCGACCCCCGGUGCUUCCUCACCACUCGUUAACAAGCGACAGACCAUGAUUGAGAUGCUUCAAGCCACAGAGCUGAAUACCAAAUUGCCUUCUACUAUCCAGAGAUAGCCAGUCUUGCUGAAUGGAGACCCAGGAGGAAUGACAGAGUCUCUUCCCCCUCGGGUGACGCACCGACAGUCUGAGAAAAUGCACUGGGCCGCUGGAUACGUGUUUCUGGUCCUGGCAUCCCUUAUCACCUCUCACACCGCCGAGGCCUUAUCGGUGGACACGGAUGGAAACCGCACGGAAAACGCCACUGUGACAGACGGCGGAUUUGUCCCAGUUGUGUUCACCAAAGUGAACCAGAUAAUUGCCCGGGAGGGUAGCUGCGCGCUGAUUGAUUGCAAUGUCACCGGAGACCCGUUCCCCAGCGUUCAGUGGUUCAACUCCCAUGGAGACCGCCUGGACACGGAGACGAAUGGUGAGACAGGUGGAAAGUGGUGGCUGCUGGACGCUGGUGUCCUCAACAUCACCAGCAUCGAGUUUGCCGACCGCGGCAAGUACACCUGCAUGGCGUCCAACGUGCACGGCAACUCCAACUGCACGGUGACACUGCGCGUGGUCUUCACUAACGGCGACAUGGGCGUGUACUACAUGGUGGUGUGUCUGGUCACCUUCACCAUCAUCAUGGCCCUGAACAUCACACGCCUCUGCAUGAUGAGCAGCCACCUGAAGAAGACGGAGAAAGCCAUCAACGAAUUCUUCCGCACCGAGGGCGCCGAGAAGCUGCAGAAGGCCUUCGAGAUCGCCAAGCGAAUCCCCAUCAUCACCUCGGCCAAGACGCUGGAGCUGGCCAAGGUGACGCAGUUCAAGACCAUGGAGUUUGCGCGGUACAUCGAGGAGCUGGCUCGCAGCAUCCCGCUACCACCGCUCAUCAUGAACUGCCGCACUUUCAUGGAGGAGAUCCUGGAGGUGGUCGGGGUGGAGGAGAUGAGGCACACCUUCCUCAGACAGGGACCCGAGGGAUGCCGCACUGGAGCGAGCAGGGCCAUCGGGGCGAGAGACGUCUUCACCAUCCUGCAGGAGAGGGAGAGCGAGCAAGACGGGGAGAGGGAGCGCAGCGAAUCCCCCGCCGCCGACUCCGACAACUCCUCAGUUCACGAGCAGCCGCAGCACAUCGCCAUCCAGGUGUCGGUCCACCCGCAGCUCGCCAUCGGCGGUUACUGCAGCAUUGAUGCUCCGCCUCAACCAGAGGCCGCACCCUCCUCGCCUCCUCCCCCUUCCUCGCCUCCUCCUCCCUGCUCGACACCUCCCCCCUCCUCGACUCCUCCCCCCUCUUCCUCCCCACCGCCGACUCCUCUUCACCACGAAGAGCAGCCCGAGCCUGAGGCGGAGGCAGAGGAGGACAUCAACCAGGCUGUGCCCGAACCGACAGAUGCAAAUAAUACCCCGCCCUGCCAGGUGUUCUACGAGAGCCAUGUGUGACGAAACAAACAAACCCUGGAGGAACGACGAGUUAUCCUGCUAUGCAUUUCCACUUGAAGACAAACAAAAAAAAAGGUCAAAACAUUUUUAAUUUCACAUUUUAGAAAGAAACAAUCACAUUUUUUUAAAGUCUUUCUGAACGGAACAAUCUGGAAACAUACGUCGGCUGUUCUGUUGAGAAUAAAUCAUAAGGUUUUUAGAUACUUGAGCGUUUCUUUCUCACUCUGGACUUCAUGCUUGAAUGUACACAGGAGGGGUUGUUCGAUAUUAUUGUUAAUGUAACAAGCAGCGAAUUGUAAAGGGACGUUUCCUGUGGUGUUAAUUUUAAUAGCUAGGACUAUUAUUUAAAGAAUUAGGGUACUUCCCUUCCUGGGGGGGUAAUCAUUUUUGAGUUUUUAGUUUCUUACAGUGCUAGGGUUUAUAUGACUAAUUCAAGAAAUCUGCCUCAAGCUGCUCUUCAGGCCGGUUUUAAAAAAAAAACCCACGAAAGCUAAGCUUCCUUCAUCCGCUCAAGAAUUCACAUCCAGCUGCUGUUUAAAGCUGAUCCGCUGUUAUUGUACAAUGUUCCGCUCACCUAGAGAUGCAUGCUGGACUGAAAAAAGAUUGGUAGUGGCAGAGUGUGGUCACCAUUUCAUGAUUGUACGGCCUACUGUAUUUCUACAAAAACCAACAAAAAAAACAACAACAAAAAAACAAAUAAGUAAGCCAGGUGAAUAUUUGUGUGUACAGUAUAUUUCCUGAUUGGGUCACACACCUCUGGGUAGAGUUUUUGUCUGUUUCCUUUGAAAUAUUUUAACGAGUAUUAUUAUUAUUAUUAUUAUUAUUACCCAUUGUGGUGUGAUUUUAUUUCCCAGCUAGUUUAAGCUAGUUUUUAAAUAAGUCUUUUUUUUGUCUUCUUCCUCCUCAGUAGAGAAGAGUAGCUUCUUUUCCUCCGCCAUGUGCUGUCUUAGGUUUUAUUUUUUGGUUUUUAAUUCCUGACCUGAUCUCAGCAUCGUGUUGCUUUUGCAGAGGCUUUACAGUACAGUUGCAUUUCUGCUGCAUGUGAAAGAGGACAGUAGAGAUGUUUGACGUCUCUCUCUGGGACUAAAAAAGGACUCUUCUUUCUUCCUUUUGCUUGGCUAAUGGUCCAGUCUGUGGCGGAGAUGAACUGGAUGCUGUUCUUCUUUUACCGGUGCUCUUGAGAUGCCUCUUCUUUCUUUUUUUUUUUUUUUUGUAGUGGAAUAAAAUUGGAAGUGCUGUGUAAAA